AAUCAUUUAUUUGGAUAGUCGUUCUUGGGAUCACGGUCUAUAAAUACAAGUCGCCAUAUCAUUUCGCUUUCAUUUAUUUUUGUUUGAUUUAUUAUUUUCUAAUGGCUAAACAAUGUUUCUUAGACCGAAGAAAGUCUUAUGGUUUGAUUGUGGCUGCAUUCGUCCUGGCGUUUAUCAUGCUAAGGUACUUGGAGCUCAUCGAGUUCCCUGCUCAGAACUUCACUGCAUUGUUUGUUUUCAACAACAACUUUCUGGGGCAACAGAAAGAGGAGACACCAGUCUUGUACAACUCUACACAAAAUGAAACUGUCCAGUGGCCAUCAAUGCAAGCUACAGCAUUAACAGUCGAUGAGGUUCAAUCUAAAAUCAACCGAAUUAAGUCGCAGACAAUUAAAGGCAAUAGUAAAUGUACAUCAGUACACAAUGACCUGUACCUGGCCUGGAGGUCGUCGUCCAACCAGUCAGUGGAUACCAGAGCGGACGAUUUUAACAAAUUUAAUUUUGCGUCAAGUUGCGGCGCUUUGUAUAAUGACGAGCUUGUGAAGCCGUUGCCAUGGUCACAGCUAGUAUCACUUUGGGAACAAGAGUACCUGUCAUCGCCACAUGUAAACGACUCCCUAGACAUUGCAUCAGCCAGUACUUCAACCAUAGAACUUAUCACCCCUGUUGGAAUCAAUGGCUCUUUGGUCAUGGGGUCAGAGGUCAAGUUCAAAAUCACUCUGUUUAACGUCCGGAAAGAGCCUCGGAUUCAAGGAGGGGACUUAAUCAACGUCUGGUUGGUCAGUGAUGCUCCCAAAGCGUCCAUCGCGGCUGACGUACUGGACCACAGAAACGGCACAUACACUGCCAUCACGGUGCUCCCAUGGUGUGGCAAGGUGAAGGUUAUGGCGGCAAUAGCUCACCAGCGAGAAAAGUUCCGACUUAUGUUUUAUAUACAGAGAGUCUUCAAGACCACAUACUGGUUCGCUGGGAACUUCCACAGCCCCAACGCCUCUGAGUACACGCCCUGUCUUCCCCACCCCUACAUACCUGGACAUGCAGGCAAUGACGUGUGCAACUUGACGGCCAUGCUUGGGUCACCUUACUUCUGUGGACGCCCAAUCAAAACAGAGUUUCUCAAUGUAAGUGUUUUGUGCUUGUUUAAAGAACGUCGCCUGAACCACGUGGCCAAAGUGAUUGACCAAUCGUGCUCAGACUUCAUCUCCACGAAGAGAUUGAAUGACUUCAGUAAUUUAGCUUUAUCAGAAACUGAAACUUGGUUACUCCACACACCGAGAGAGAAACGACCAUUCUUUAUCUCAAAUAAUAUCUCCAUAACAGUUGUUCCAGCUCAAGCCUCCAACGAAACUGUUUUGAGUUUUUCUAGGUUGAAGUGCAACGAAAGAAAGUUGUCUCUUUCAUUUAAGGACAAUAAUUCGUUUGGGUUUUUCUAUCUCGGAGAAUGGCGACCUUUGACCUGUGACCUACCCAAAUUGAACUCGUCUCAGCUGAGAGAAUGUCUAGCAGACACAAAGGUCAUUUUUUUAGGAGAUUCCAACUCCAGAGCUCAGUAUGACAUUUUAUCUGGACUAGUUGGAUGUCAGGAAAAAAUGAAAAGAAACUCUGGUGUCUGGCACGCUCCAUUGCUUUGUGAGAGCGAGAACAACAGCAUAUCAAUCUCAUACCUACCUCACAGUUUUCCUUUCUUCGGAUCAACGGGUGAAGAACUACCAACUGAACAUGUAUUCUCGGAAACCAGAUUUCUAGAUUCUGUCCCGGCGGAUGCAAAAUAUAUCAUCCACUUUCAUCAUUUCCUCCACCUCGCCCCGUUUCAUUUAGGGCACAUGGAACAUCGUUUGAAACUAAUCCGCGAAGCACUGAAACGUCUGCUGGACAGGAAUCCUCACGUGAUCUUUCUCUACCAAUCAGCGCACAGCGUGUACAUAAGGCAGACGAUGAAUGGGAUUUUUUACGUGGAGCUGCAGAGGCGUAUCCUGGAAGGGCUUGGGGAUAGGGUGAUGUUUGUUUUCACGUGGCCGAUGACUAUAGCACUGGACAACAACGAAGUCCACCCACAUAUAGCGGACAAAUUUACUAAACUUUACAUGGGACAUAUAUGUGGUCGUGCCAAGUUAUAGCAUAUAGUAAGUCUCAACAUUCCUUUCCCUUUGAUUAGAGUUUCUUAAAACUUCCGUGAAUAAAUAAACAACAAAUACUUUUAAUUAAA
Messenger RNA from Biomphalaria glabrata, 2206 nucleotides. Its product is annotated as NXPE family member 3-like. The transcript is spliced from 14 exons. The record is from RefSeq and is a predicted model, not a curated record. Bases 102 to 2117 code for a protein of 671 amino acids. NCBI's taxonomy places the organism in Eukaryota, Metazoa, Mollusca, Gastropoda, Planorbidae.